Molecule: messenger RNA, 7479 nt
Organism: Oncorhynchus masou masou (cherry salmon)
Lineage: Eukaryota; Metazoa; Chordata; Actinopteri; Salmoniformes; Salmonidae
Product: RING finger protein 44-like
Exons: 12
Coding region: 440-1783 (447 amino acids)
Biological process (GO): protein ubiquitination
Molecular function (GO): ubiquitin protein ligase activity
Source: RefSeq, a predicted model, not a curated record
GGGUAAAACGUUUACUGCCAAACCCAAAACAAGUGUCGGGGUUUUCUACCGGCCAUGUACAAUCAACUGGAGUAUAUUGUGAUUACAAUUUGGCGGCGUCUUGUCAGAAAUCCCGUGUAGGAUGUUGGUUUCAGGCGUUUUGGAAUACUAGGUAUCAUGUUUGUACCUUUCUUUACAAUAGUGGUGAAAUCCACGGAAUAUUCCACAUUGGAACAGCUGACGAUAAUGCCGCACCGAAAAUAUGAACGAGAUAUGAAGAAUUACAAGGAGAAAUAUAAUUAAAUCAAAUGCUUGCUAAUUGACAAAUCAGGCCCACUUCAUUUUAUUCCACAGAUAGCGAUCCUGUGCAAGGACUUCUAUCGGUAAAGACAGAGGUUAAACGCCACAAGUGCCUCCAGCACCCCUGCUCUCCUUUUCGUCGGUCCCCACGACGUCACCAAUGCGACCAUGGGAAAUAGCAGUGACUAGGCGGCCACCGACAGCCCCCGUGAACCAGAGGAGGUUCCUAGGAGAGCCCUGCAACACCCCAGUGCACCUCAGGAGAAGCCUGCCAGGGACACGACAGUGGGGGAGUCGAGACCGACCGGUCGUACUGCACGACUCCUCGCUCCAGGAUGAGAACUUCCACCACCCUCUCUUCUCCCAGCAACAUCAGCGGGUUCUUUUAGAUGAGGCCAGACAGUACAGCCACGCCAGUGCCCCGCAACGCAUGCUCCACCCUGCCGCACACCCACCUCGGCAUCAACAGACCCCCAUCAUGGUGGAUGUACACGACCAGAUGCACCAGGAAUCCGUUCCGAUCUCUUACACUGUUACCACGGUGACGACACACGGUUUCCCCAUCCACACCGGGCAACCUCUCCCAGGGUGCAACAGUCAGCAGCUCCCAGCAUGCUCGGUAAUGUUCAGCGGACAGCUCUCUCUGCUCUGCUGCCUUCCUCCUCCUCUCAUCCAAGCCUGUACAAUGCAGCAUUUGCCAGUGUCUUACCAAGCUUUUCCACCCCUGAUCUCCAGCGAACAUUUUAUAUUGCACCCCAACCCCCCGGGGCCACCACCCCACCAGCCUCCUCACCUCACUCCUCUCAGCCAGUUCCUCCCUCUCCAGAGACAGCACCCACGCAUGCCUCUCCAUAGGGUAGAGAAUGAAGUGGACCUCAGGGGGGACCAGCAUCCAUUAGGAACGUUCUCUUACCCUGCCUCGAGUCACCACCACCCAUCAGCAAUGCCUCCCUCUGUCCCCCUCCAGUACCUCCCUCAGGAGCCUCUGCACCAGGAGAUGCCCUCCUUCUCAGUGCCAUACCCCCACAUGCUGCCGCCACGUGUCAGUGGUCACAGGUACCGGUUACAGCAGCCCCUGCCCCCCCCACCGCCGCCACCACCCUACUACCCAGGCUUCCUGCCCUACUUCCUGUCGAUGCUUCCUGUGCCACCCACAGCAGUGGGACCAGCCAUCAGUCUGGACCUGGAUGUAGAUGACGUGGAGAUGGAGAACUAUGAGGCAUUACUGAACCUGGCUGAAAGGCUGGGAGAGGCUAAACCACGAGGAAUCACCAAGGCAGACAUCGAGCAGCUUCCAUCCUACAGGUUCAGCCUCGACAACCAUCAAUCUGAACAAACGCUGUGUGUGGUGUGCUUUAGUGACUUCGAGUGUCGGCAGCUGCUGAGGGUAUUACCCUGCAACCACGAGUUCCACGCCAAGUGUGUCGACAAAUGGUUAAAGACUAAUCGCACUUGUCCAAUUUGCCGGGCGGACGCGUCAGAGGUGCACCGCGAGGUGGAGUGACUGAAACCCAGGCUUUGAGAUCUUUGAUUGGAAAGCAGCACAAAACUAAACCCACCGGAGCCUGUCUGUCUUAGCGCCUGCCUCGGCCUCAACCUGCCCGGGGACUCCUGCCACCUACCCUGCCUGCUUCCUACGGCCCCCACCACUACCUACGGCCCCCACCACUACCUACCCUGCCUGCUUCCUGCCUGCGGCCCCCACCACUACCUACCCUGCCUGCUUCCUGCCUGCGGCCCCCACCACUACCUACCCUGCCUGCGGUCCCCACCACUACCUACCCUGCCUGCUUCCUGCCUGCGGCCCCCACCACUACCUACCCUGUCUGCGGCCCCCACCACUACCUACCCUGCCUGCUUCCUACGGCCCCCACCACUACCUACCCUGCCUGCUUCCUACGGCCCCCACCACUACCUACCCUGCCUGCGGUCCCCACCACUACCUACCCUGCCUGCUUCCUGCCUGCGGCCCCCACCACUACCUACCCUGCCUGCUUCCUACGGCCCUCACCACUACCUACCCUGCCUGCUUCCUACGGUCCCCACCACUACCUAACCUGCCUGCGGUCCCCACCACUACCUACCCUGCCUGCUUCCUGCCUGCGGUCCCCACCACUACCUACCCUGCCUGCUUCCUGCCUGCGGCCCCCACCACUACCUACCCUGCCUGCUUCCUGCCUGCGGCCCCCACCACUACCUACCCUGCCUGCUUCCUGCCUGCGGCCCCCACCACUACCUACCCUGCCUGCUUCCUGCGGCCCCCACCACUACCUACCCUGCCUGCUUCCUACGGCCCCCACCACUACCUACCCUGCCUGCUUCCUGCCUGCGGCCCCCACCACCACCUACCCUGCCUCCUGCCUGCGGCCCCCACCACCUACCCUGCCUGCGCCCCCCCCCCUACCACCACUCCUGCCCCACUUCAACAACAAUAAGCAAUCUAAGAUUGUAUGUUUGGAGCUCCUUCCCCCGGUCGUUCCUCUGCUAUGUCUGAUGAAAAGCUCCUGCCGACCAUAGCCACAGAGUUGUCCAGUCAGUCUAUCUGCCUGGGAUAGCCAUUGAUCCACCACCUCGAUCUGCUCCUCUGCCUGCCCCAGUGUUGCAGAUUCCAAAGAUGUGACCUACCAUAUGUUGUUAUCGUCGUAGGGCUUUUGCGUUUACAAGGUUUUUCCUUUUUCGUUACCUUGUGGUUUUGGUUGGUUCUUUGUGACAGAUGGGCGUUGGAGCUGCCUGCAUGGGAGAUGGUGAUGACAAGAGGUGUGGGGUGAGGGAGUGGAGAGAGGAGUCACAUAUCGUUCCAUCAGCAGACCAGUAAUGGGAAUGCUUCAACACGGAUAAAAAUGUAGACCAUUCCACUGGUUGACUGACCGUCAUAGUACUGUAGGAGACUAGACCAUUCCACUGGUUGACUGACCGUCAUAGUACUGUAGGAGACUAGACCAUUCUACUGGUUGACUGACCGUCAUAGUACUGUAGGAGACUAGACCAUUCCACUGGUUGACUGACCGUCAUAGUACUGUAGGAGACUAGACCAUUCCACUGGUUGACUGACCGUCAUAGUACUGUAGGAGACUAGACCAUUCCACUGGUUGACUGACCGUCAUAGUACUGUAGGAGACUAGACUAUUCUACUGACCGUCAUAGUACUGUAGGAGACUAGACCAUUCCACUGGUUGACUGACCGUCAUAGUACUGUAGGAGACUAGACCAUUCUACUGGUUGACUGACUGUCAUAGUACUGUAGGAGACUAGACCAUUCCACUGGUUGACUGACCGUCAUAGUACUGUAGGAGACUAGACUAUUCUACUGACCGUCAUAGUACUGUAGGAGACUAGACUAUUCUACUGACCGUCAUAGUACUGUAGGAGACCAGACCAAUCUACUGACCGUCAUAGUACUGUAGGAGACUAGACUAUUCUACUGACCGUCAUAGUACUGUAGGAGACUAGACCAUUCCACUGGUUGACUGACCGUCAUAGUACUGUAGGAGACUAGACUAUUCUACUGACCGUCAUAGUACUGUAGGAGACCAGACCAAUCUACUGACCGUCAUAGUACUGUAGGAGACUAGACUAUUCUACUGACCGUCAUAGUACUGUAGGAGACUAGACUAUUCUACUGGCUUGGAGGAGACGCCUGGCUGACUGACCGUCAUAGAUGCAUGUUUGUGUAGGUGACUGAUGGGCAAAGUGACCUGUUUAUAAUAUAUGUUUCGCAAUAAUGUAUUGAUGAUUUCAAUAGUUUGUUCCCUUUUGUUUGUGUUCUUUUUCAAUCUGCUAAUGCUAUUGUGAAAGUGUGACUUGCUGUGGUUAAAAUUAGCCUCAUCUGGCACUGAGAAUGAUGGUCUACCACUGACUUCUGACUUGUUGGGGAUAUAUCUGCUCCUUCACGCCCUGUUGUUCCCCCCCACUGUGAUACACAACUGACUGGACGGAGGGAGGAGGAGAUCAUGCUGUGGAGUUUCCUUUUUUGUUCUGGUGAAGGUCCUCAGAUCGGUCCCCCAGAGAGGACACUGCCUGUCUGUGAAGUCAUCUGCCCUUUCUGCAAAUGAACCACAUCCAUCCUCCUCUCCGGCCUUGGCCCUGUGCGAGUUGCCCGGCUGGAUCUCAGGCAGCGCUGAGGGGGUUGCAUAGACUGUUGAUUCAGACUAGCAAUAUUUUAAUCAAACGUCGCCAUUUUAAAAGGAAAACAACAACUAGCAAACAUAAACAAGGAAUUCUGGCUCACCCAAGAGAGGGGGCUUCACUACCCCAGUAUCACCCACGCUGACUGACUGCUGCUGGGGAGCCUGAUGCAUUAAACAGAAUGAGUGAUGGGUUUUAACGUGGACAUUUUUUCCUUCCUGUUUUUGGAAGAUCCAGGCAUUUAUUUGUUUGUGAGCCAAAUAUUCAAUAUAAUAUAUAUAUAAAUAUAUAUACUCUUUCAAGAUUUCAGAUCUGCCUUCAAUACCUUGACAAGCACAAACUCUAUUUACUUAAUCUUAAAAAAAAAAAAAAUCCCUUUGUCAUUUCCACUUGUUUUUAAGAGUAUAAUUUUUAAAUAGUAUUAUUUAUUGGUUUUUUUAGCUAUCUUAGAGACAACGCGUUAAAGGUCAAGGUCAGAGCACUAACGUGGAAGUGUGUGGUUAAAUGGUAUGUGUUCUAAUCUAAAGGCAACUUAACUUGGGUCAGGUCUUGUUGUUAGGCCGUGCUAACUAAUGGUGUUGUAAAAGAUUCAUGUUGUAUGCUGCAUAGCUUCAGUGUGAAUGCUUCUCGAUAAUCGUCUUGUUUUGAAGACAAAAUAAUGUUAUAACUCCCUGUUGUAAAACAUCUCUAGUGACCUGACGAGACAGGCGCUCUGGCGUUGUCCCGGCUGCGCUGACUGUACUAUUUACAGUGAUGAUCAGGACAGGAAGAGGUUGGAGACAAAGAUGGAGAGAGGGAGGAGUAGUGUUUGGUAGAGUGAUACACUGUUAAAACAUCCCAAAUGGUACCCUAAGUAGUGCACUACUUUUGACCAGGGCCCAUAGGGGCUAGUGCACUAUAUUGGGUCUGUGCUCAUCUUUGACUUCCAAAACAGAAUGUUGUUGAGGUGUUUAAAAACAAACAGUUUGUCCGGGUGUCCUUUUGUAAGUGUUGUGUGAGUAGGGGGACUCCUUUCUAUUCCCAACUACCCCAAUAAGCACUGCGAGGCGGAUGGACAUUUUGCUUUCUUGUGUAAAAGGACCUUGCCAUGUUUUCUAUAGCGAAUGUGAGUCUCUUUGUGACGUGUGUUACCUACCACCUUUUAAAGAAGAGAAGAAAAAAAAAGCCAUCUUGAUGAGUUUAAAGUAAAAACCCACAGCUUUGAGAGUUAAUCUGUGUACAUAUUUGUCCACUAGCAUAUAAAUAUUGUGAGUUUGAAACAAAAAAAAAAUAACAAAUCACUCAGGGCCUCUCAGUAUAUAAGAAUAAAGGAAAACAGUCUGUUCCAAUUUGACAGAUGCCAUGAAAAGGUUGGUGGUGGAUAUGAAUUUUCUUGGUUGUUUUCCUCAGGCCUCGCAUAUUUUUAAUGUAAUCAAUUAAGAUAAUAAUAAUGUUGUUUUUUUGCCAGAGUAGUGGAUAUUACAUCAUAUAAAUUACAAAUUUAGUUUGUGUUCUUGAACAACCACACGACGUACAGACAUUAAUAUUUACAUAACGGAUGUGAUCCCAUUUUAAAACGUGCCAUUGAUGCACACUAUCCUACCUAAAAAAACUACAAGGUGUUUGCAUGAUUUAAAAAAUAAAAAUACUAAAAAAUAAAAACCAAUUGUGUAUUUCCAGUGAAAGAUAUCUAGCCAUGGGGGACGGUGGACUAUUUAACAGUGCACAAUAAGCAUGCAUGUCCUACCAAGUCCCAACUGGUUUUUAGCUAGCUCUAGUUGGCUUCGGGUCCGUCACUGCUCAGCUGAUAACUGCCAUGCGUUGUACUGCACACGUUUGUAACCCAACUGAAUGACUACAAGAUUUUAUUUGCGCUUUAUAAAAUACAUUUUUUUAAAGUUGCCUGGACUUGGACCUGGGGAGAAAUCCAGGAUUUUAAAGUCGUUUGGUUAUAGUAUGUAUGCUAUGUUGUUAUUGCCUCAUAAUAACAUGUCUAGAACCUAGUUCACUGAAAGCCAUAGUGAACAACCAAUAGAUCUGCUUUAGGUAUGAUGCAGUUUUGACAUGACGAUAUGAUCGGAUGGAUUCUUAGAGCAUGUUGCUAAUAGCCUUUAAAUAGUGACGUUACAUUUUAAAGAAGCCUUGUUUGUCAAACUAAUAACCUAACUCUCAUUUGACAUCCGAGACACCAGCGGGAGGCUGCCGAGGGAGAGAACGAGCUCUGGAACGGAAUCGAUCACAUGGUUCCGUGUUUGAUCCCGCUCCAGCCAUUACAACAAGCCCGUCCUCCCUAAUUAAGGUGCCACCAACCCUCCUGUGCUAGAUACCUUUUAUUCACUUAUUGAAACAUUAGCACCAUGGUUUGUGUGUGUGUGUGGGGGUGGGGGGCAGGUAUUAAUGACCAUAUUGUGAUUUUAUUUUUUUCUUCUGUCCCAAAUACCAGAAAACCUCAUGUAAAGUCAAGUAACUUCAAAACAUACAAUUUUAAAUAGAAUCUUGUAGUCUUUCUGUAAUCCAAUUAAUGAAUGAUCUCACAGCUUGUGUGGUGCAAAGAAAAAAAAAAAGGAAAGAAAAAAAUGUUUUGAAUAAAAUGCUGUUCCAAUAAUAAAAACAGCUAAAAUCAUUUAUUUAGGAUUUGAUUUAUUUUAUUUGCGUCGUAGAUUCACUGUUUUCCAAUGAUGUGUUGCUGGUGGUGGGAAUAGUGGUCUUUUUACUGAUUCCUCCAGCUUCUAGGGGGGCUCCCACCCAACAGGCCAGGGGCAUUUGAAACAGAUGUUAGCUUUGGUACUUGCACAUUUUACAGUUACCUCAUGUUUGGAUUUAAAAAUAAAUAAAAUGCUUAUAUAUAAAUAUAUAGGGAAAAGAUUCUGAAUGCUAUAAUUUUUUCAUUCCAUUGGAAUCAUUGUUUAUAGUAUUUAACUAGUUAUAGUCUAUACACACACACACCUGUAUACUGAUUGCCAUUUUUCAGAUUUGUACUUUUUUUAAAUGAAAAAGUUGCUAGUUCUGCUUUACCGAGUCGUGCGAUCAUUUUUUUUUUAAUAGUUGUGGCUGAUUUGAGAGUAGUUCACUAAUAAAUGUAUACCAAUAUUACAA